Molecule: messenger RNA, 2134 nt
Organism: Eupeodes corollae
Lineage: Eukaryota; Metazoa; Arthropoda; Insecta; Diptera; Syrphidae
Gene: Sin1
Product: stress-activated map kinase-interacting protein 1
Exons: 1
Coding region: 136-1686 (516 amino acids)
Biological process (GO): TORC2 signaling
Cellular component (GO): cytoplasm; TORC2 complex; plasma membrane
Molecular function (GO): phosphatidylinositol-4,5-bisphosphate binding
Source: RefSeq, a predicted model, not a curated record
GCUAUUAGCUGUGACAACCGCUUCUUAUGUCACUCAGAAAAUAGAAAAAGUUUUAAUUUAUAAAAAUUUAUUUAAGUUUUCUAUAUUUUUUAAAUUUCCUAUUAAAAUAAUUGCAAAAACCACAAUUUCUUCGCAAUGGCAACUUACAACAAUCCACAUUGGCUCCUAUCCCACAUCCGCAACUCCUUCAUCUCCACAGACGACACAGGUAUGUGCGAAACAGUGAUGCUGAGCGAUGACCUCCCAAAGCAGUACUUGAAAAAGUUCCAAACGCCUCAGCAGCAGCAGCGUUCGACGAUCAAAAAAGUGGGAGCCAAGAAUAAUCCCCGACCGCCCGAGAGUGCUUUGAGUGAAGUGGAUUUUAUUUGCUAUCCGGGCCUCGAUCAGAGCGAUGACGAAGACAUGGACCUGGCAUCCCAAUCAUUUGACAUACAGAUGUACCCGGAAAUUGGGGCGCAUCGUUUUCGGUCGAACACAGCGCAGAAACUGGAAAAAAUGGACAUCGCCAGGCGGAAGGCCGCUCGAACGAAAUGCGUCAACUUCGAAGACCAGUCGACUGUGGGUGGCGAGAGGGCGGACCUAUUCAUCCGGAAGUCUGUUCCUAUGGUCGCAGACAAAAAGAACAGUCGUCUUUCCCAGGAGUUGGUGAACAGUCCCAAACAGACCACCAACAAGUUUGUGGAGUUCUCGAGAUUUGACGGAGCUGCCCACACGGGAAUGCAAACCAAACGCAUCAACGUCUUCAUCAACAUGCUCCCCGAGAAGGAACGCAACUAUCCCAUGAAGAUCUGCGUUCUGGCUAACGCGAAGAUCCAGGAAGUAAUCGGAUUUAUUUGCUACCGGUGCGUGAUUCAGUAUCCCGACAUCCCACUAAAGUCGAUACGCCACUAUGGGCUCUAUAUGACGGAAGACAAUGAUGACAUGGAAGACUUCCCCCCUCUGGACGUCCGAGAACCAUGUUCCAAGUUCGGCUUCAGCCACUUGACGCUAGCCGAACGUCGCCCGCUGGCUCAUAUCACUCGGGUCGACUACCGCUCGCUGUCUAUGACCUCCGAAGACGAGAAAGCGGGAGAGGCAGCCGUCCAUGACGUGCAUGGAAGCGGCGGAAACUUGGCCUGCUACGAGGAACGAAUGAUGGACCACAAUGACAUGAUCGACGCUCCAAUGUAUCGAACAUACAAACUCAACAUAAUAGACAAGCGCUUCUUCAAGUCCGAAGUGCAACUGGGCAUCUCCGGGGAACGCAUUGAAAUUGACCAACAGAAGAACUCCUCAAAGUUCUGGACCAAGCAAAAGGCGAUGACCUAUCCCAUCGACUGCAUCGCAUUCUGCGAAAUCGUAGAACGAAGACAGAACAAGUCGAUUGUGAGGAUUUGGAUUAAGCCUCAGGCAUCCGAUGGGUACUUAUCCGCCUCGUCCAAGCACGCUGCUCUGACGGCAAUCAGUGGCUCGCCCAACAGCCCGCAGCACUUCAACACCACCACAGCAUCGUCAACAUCAUCGUCGUCAUCCAGCGCUCCACCAGUCCGCUUCAAACACUACGACUUUGAGACAGAUCCCACGCAAGCUCAACGGAUCUUGAACAAGAUGAAUUUCAUCCUGGACGUGCGCUCCAGUGACACUCGCAGGGAGUUCCUAGCCGCACGGGAAAAGAAGCAGGAGAAGCAUGGAAAGAAAAAGAAUUGACCCUCGGCUACGAGGUGAUUGUGAAUUCUUUUCGGGGAUUUCCUUCGACGAUUCUGUGAUUUGUAUUUUUAAACUUUUUAAAUUAUAAAAAAAAACUGAAGGGAGUCUUUUUUGUCGUAUUCAAGAAAAAAGUUCUUAAAUCAAUCUUCAAUCAAAUAUUUGGUAUUAAUUUUAUGUAAUUUAACAAUUUAAGACACAAAAUCAUUAAAAUAAAUUGCAUUUCAUCCUCAUAAAAUCGUUAGCAUUAGAUUUUUUUCUUUGUUUUGUUUUAAUUUUAAGCAAUGGAUGUUGUCCUCCUAAUCAAUAAAUGAAAUCAUUUUUUAUUUCAGUGAAUUGUUCAUAGCUAUAGCCACGUAAUUUAUUUAUGAUUGACACGUACCGUUGGUUGUUCAAAUCAAAUUUAAACAAAAGUGUAAAGCUUACAUUAAACACAAUAAAUGAUUUUUCU